AUGGCGGAGAGAGUAGAAAGACGACGUCCCUCGACCGAGCCGGCCAACAAUGAACCCCGGGACAAGGCUCCACAGGCAGAGCAGCUGCCGGUUCCAGAAGACAAUGGCAACGAGGAAGACCCAUCAAACAUAGCCGCUGCUGCCGAUGCGGCGAACCGGAGUAGCAAGCGAGGCAAAAUCGGCCGCCGGGCAUGCGACGGCUGCAAGGUGCGCAAGAUACGAUGCUCCGAGCUUCCACCUUGCGAAAGAUGCAUCAAGGUCGGCAUCGCAUGCACCUUUAACCAUGUACAGGCGUUGCGCGGCCCGCGGUCCCUGCGCGAGAAGACCAUCCGCCGGAUCAAGACGGUGCAGGAGGCACCCUCUGCGGGACAACAGCAGCAGCAGCAGCAGCAGCAGCAACAACACCACCACCAACAACACCACCAUGCCGCCGACGAGCCAGCACUCUCAACAUCGCCCAACCAGCAAAAAUCCCCAACCACCCUCCUGUCGACGCUCGUCUAUCUACUCUGCACCUACCGUCUCCGGCUCUUCUCCGUCUGGCCCAUAGUAGCCGUCGAGGAGGUCAUGGCCGAGCUGCACCGCAACGCCCAAGACCUGUCAACAUACGCUCUGGCCAACGCCAUCGCGGCAGCUACCGUGGCGCAGCUCAAGCUCGACGGCGACGGGCAGACGCCAUCCUCGGCGACCCUCGAGGCCGAGGCGCGGCGGGCGCGGAGGGCCAUCAUCGACGGCCAGGGCGACGACGACGACGAAGAGCCCCUGACGAGCCUGGACUCGCUCCGCACCACCUUCUUCCUGCACAUAUACCACGAGAACCAAAAGCCCGGCGGCGCAAAGUCGCUCAUGUACCUGCGCGAGGCCAUCACCAUCGCCCAGAUGAUGCGGCUGCACGACGAGGCGUCCUAUGCGGGCUCCUCGGGUCCCGAGCAGAUGAUGCGCAGGCGGAUCCUGUGGCUGCUUUUCGUCACCGAGCGCGGCGUCGCGGUCCUGCAUGGCCUGCCCAUUGUGCUGAAUCCCAGUCCAAACGCGCGUUUCCCAUCACUCGGCGGCUUUGGAGAUAGGAAGAGGGCGGGCGAGGAAGACAAGGAUGACGAGGCACACAUCCUCCCGGCGUUCAGGAAGCUCAUUGAUCUGUUCUGGAUAUUUGACAGGUCUGGGGCUUUUGACAUGCUCGGAGAGUCGGGGGGUAUCAACUCCCCGACAAGACAGGCCGGGCCAGCAGGCACUCCAACCGGCGCUGUUUCCGAUGCCGCAGAGACACCACCGGCCGAAUCCAACUCAAAUAAGCUGCAGAGGUGUUUUGCACUGUUGAGGCAGCACCAGUUCCACGAAGAUCAGCAGGCCGAGGCUAACGCAAGCGACGCGGGCGUUGAUCCUCUAGGCGAUGUUCAAAGGGCAGACGUCCUGGUUACCCAGCUGUGGAUGCAAGCCGUCUUGUGGAAGCUGCUGCUGAGGCGCCGCCCACAACAUCGACAGCCCGAGGCGCUCGUGCACACGCAGCCUUUGCAGAUCGCAACCGACUUGAUCAGGAUAGUCGACUGUCUGCCGGUCGCCGCGCUGGAGUCUCACGGGCCGACUAUGGAGCUCAAGAUAUUCGAUAUUGCCUCCGCCGUGGUGGACCAGCUGUCAAUGUCGAGCAACGCGAGGGCUUUGUGGGAUAACGGUCGUGGCAGCGCCGAGGGGAUACUUUCCGAAUUACAAAGAAUCCUCAGCGGCUGUCGAGGUGGAAACCCAAAGCUGCUGGCUCUUCUUCGGGCCAAGAUUGCUAGCCAGAAAGGUACUGCGGGCCAGGACAGAUGCCUCGUCGAUCAAGGUUCCGGGUCGAGACAUUCCAGCCGAGCCGGUACCCUUUUCGAGCAUCAUGGACCAUCACCAUCACUGGGCCAUGGUCAAGUGCUCACCUACCAAGAAAGCCUGCAAGGAAGAGUCCGAGAUGCGUUUGACAGUUCUUCCAGAUCCCAGCUCUACGCCCCAGUCGGGCAAGGCUUACACAUGACGCAGGUCAGCGCGGGCGACAUGCUGCUCGGCAUGUCCAACGACGUCGAGGGUCUCCAGGUGCCUAUCGACGGUAUGGUGGACUCUGGAGCGGCACUUUUUGCCGAGCUGGCAUCGAACGGGGGCUUUAUGUGGGAUGCGAGCCUUUCUAGUGAUCGAAUAGGUAUCUGGCCUGCAUGUGUGCCAAACUAG
This is a messenger RNA of Pyricularia oryzae 70-15, 2190 nucleotides long. RefSeq lists its product as uncharacterized. Gene Ontology annotation, biological process: regulation of DNA-templated transcription; DNA-templated transcription. The transcript has a single exon. The coding region runs from base 1 to 2190 and encodes 729 amino acids. Gene Ontology annotation, molecular function: DNA-binding transcription factor activity, RNA polymerase II-specific; zinc ion binding; DNA binding. NCBI's taxonomy places the organism in Eukaryota, Fungi, Ascomycota, Sordariomycetes, Magnaporthales, Pyriculariaceae. The record is from RefSeq and is a predicted model, not a curated record.